UACGACCUGAACUCAACUGGCUGGUGUGAGGCCGGUAAGCAGGAGUUCACCAUCAAAAUGUUCCAGGCUUGUGUUUUCUGCCUGAUCUUCCUGCUGGGCGUGGUGGGAAACUGUCUGGUGAUUGCCACCUUUGGCCUCUACCGUCGCCUCCGCCUUCGCUCCAUGACUGACGUCUUCCUGUUCCACCUGGCACUGGCUGACCUUCUGCUGCUCCUCACGCUCCCAUUACAGGCCACCGACACCUUCCGGGGUUGGAUCUUCACCGUUUCCCUCUGCAAGGCCACGAGGGCAUGCUACGCUAUCAACACGUACAGCGGGCUUCUGCUGCUGGCCUGCAUUAGCGUCGACCGCUACCUGGUGGUGGCACAUGCUCAAGAGAUGCUCCGGCUGCGCAGUCAGAUGUUAACAGGCGGGAAAGUAGCCGCCAUAGGUGUGUGGCUUGUUGCGGUGCUCCUUAGCCUUCCUGAAAUCCUCUUCUCUGGGGUGUUAGAGGCUGACGAAGACUCUUUAGCAUACUGCGGCAUGCUAAAGAGUGGAACAGUCAAAAUGGCCACCAACGCCGCCAUCAUUGCCGUCUUCUGCGUGUCCUUCUUCGUUAUGGUGACAUGCUACUCUUUGAUUGGGCGAGUGCUGUGGGAAGGGAACGCACACCGGCGGGGGAAGCAGUGGCAUCGUCAGCGUACAUUGAAACUGAUGGUAGCUCUUGUGUUGGUGUUCUUGGUGUUCCAGCUGCCGUACACCGUGGUGCUGUUGUGCAAGAUGGCCGGGCAGUUCUGCGACCCGCUGCUGGAGUACGUCACCUGCACUUUGGCGUACACCCGCUGUUGCCUCAACCCCAUCCUGUACGCCCUGGUUGGUGUGCGCUUCCGUAAUGACGUGCUGAGGCUCCUCCAUGACUCAGGCUGCAAGCGUGGCCUCCUGCAGCUGCCACAGACGAUGAUGAGCUCCAUCACACCGACCUCCCCUGAACGCACUCACUCCAGCUACGAGACUGUUUCUGCCAUCAAAUUUCAGUUUUCAGAAAAUAAUUAAUAUUCUGUAGAGUGAACUAUAAACUUAAAUGCAUAUUUCCCUACAGUAUACAUAAUGUACACUUACUAUACAGAAGCAAUGGAUGGAACAAUCACAAGGAGUUGAUUUAAACAUUAGGGCUGGGUAUCAUUAAAUUUUUUUUUGUCAAUACAAUUGAUAAUUGUUUGUAAAUAAUAUACUAAUACAUAAUGAUUUAUAUGUGUAUAUGUUUGUGUGUGUAUUAGAGGUUGAUAGUGGGGCAGGAAAAAGCUAAUUAACCAACUAUAUAUUAUCUAUAAAGGUUUGUUUGUUCCUUUCUUUAUAGCUCUUACUUAGUGAAUUAACAAGAUAUAAAUUGUUGAAAAUGUUUUUUUUUAUAAAAAUAUAUUUUGAGGGGUUCUUUUCCAUUUUAUUAGACAGGAAAGGUAGGAGACAGAGGGGGAGGAACAACACGCAGCAAAGGGUCACAGGUCAGAUUUGAGCUUAGGCCAAGAUUAACCAGAGCAGACAUACAACUCUCUUGCUUUAGCUGUCCUUAAAGAAAUUACAGAUUUCUACUGUAUUUCCUUCGUUUAUGGUUAAAAAAUGUAAAACACUUAUUUUCAUUCAUGUUUUGGUUGAAACGUUGGUGAUGCAACGUUAUUAACACAUUUCAUUUGUUGCACAAAAAGUCUUGAGGUUAGAUACCCAGCCCUAGUCACAUUGGUAUUACGGACAAAAAUACAAGGUCACACUUUAUUUGUUUUUCAGCCAUCAGGUGACAAAAAGCAGAUGUGUGAGUCACGUAUUUUCGUAACGCUGACCACAUGAAGCCAGCGGUACCUCACUUUUAUUUCAAGGAACUGAAAUCCUAUGAAAUGCUUUUACACGGUAGCCGAGCUGUGGUGGCGUCUGUGGCUUCUAUAGUUAGAAAAAAGGUGAAUAAACAUCAGGUGCCCAAAUACGAGACUAGAACCAAAUCAUAUAAAUAUACUAGUGUAGGGUCCAAUCAAUAUUCAAUUAUUAUUUAGUUUAUUGCAUUUAAAAUGUCAAAACUAUUUACAGAACUAUUGAAACUGUCCACACACUGGAAAAAAUGUUAUUGUGCCGCAGUCACAAGUCUCUUUGGCUUUAAAGAGGCCACACUGUGGCCACAACGUCCACUUCCUCUCUCCUCUCACGUGUCAGGCAGCACUUUUAAAGGAGGAUUUGUGUUGUGAACUGACAUAUAAUGCUCAGGUAAAAAGGUUUGAAUCUGACUUAAAAAUUCUGCAAAAUCAUCUUUACAGUGUGAUUAAACGUUAAGUUGUACUAAAACAGGGACAUACACUGUGUUUACACCCCACUACAGCCCUGGUUGGUAGUCGUGUUUGAUAUUCACAAGACUUUUUACAGUUAAAUUAAAGUUAAUUAAAGCCAUUUAAUUGCAGUUGUUUAGUGUGACUAAACAGAUUUCCAUCUGCUCACAACUUGUUCUGACUCUGCUUAGCACUCGUGUUCAGGUUAAUAUGUACAAAUGUAUAUUCUGUAUUCUUUGUCCAGGGUUUAAGUCUAUUGUCUGUACUGUCAGGUCAUAUUUUCAACAGAUAUAUGUUGAUAUUUGCUCUAUUAUUCUAUCUAAAGCUUCCAUUAACCAUAUUUAAAUCUUAAACAAUCCUAACCUGACUUUAUUUCUAACCUUCCACAUGUCUGUAGAUCACUUUUUAAUAAGCUGUGUCAAAGACUGUUAAAUAUAGACUGAUUAAUGUAGAGGUUUC
This is a messenger RNA of Morone saxatilis (striped sea-bass), 2747 nucleotides long. It is a transcript of the gene ccr10, whose product is annotated as chemokine (C-C motif) receptor 10. The annotation marks the transcript as partial. The transcript has a single exon. Gene Ontology annotation, molecular function: G protein-coupled receptor activity. The record is from RefSeq and is a predicted model, not a curated record. NCBI's taxonomy places the organism in Eukaryota, Metazoa, Chordata, Actinopteri, Moronidae. Gene Ontology annotation, biological process: immune response; G protein-coupled receptor signaling pathway. Gene Ontology annotation, cellular component: membrane.